Molecule: messenger RNA, 2082 nt
Organism: Paralichthys olivaceus (Japanese flounder)
Lineage: Eukaryota; Metazoa; Chordata; Actinopteri; Pleuronectiformes; Paralichthyidae
Source: RefSeq, a predicted model, not a curated record
CAUACUCAAACGCCGCCACUCCUCCGGUUCUCCUCGUUCUUGGCAGCAGAGCGGGAUGACUGAUGGACGCAGAAGCUGUUCAAGUGCACGUUCUGAAAGGAGACAAAGCCGGCGAGUGGUGGAAGUUCACCGUCAACAUCAUUUCCGUCUACAAACAAGGUGAGCACCGCAUCCGCCGCGGGGACCAGCUGCUGUGGGUGCGCGCCAAGGACGUGGCCUGCAAAUGCCCCAAGAUCAAGCCCGGGAGGAAGUACCUGCUCCUGGGCACAGACGACGACUCCCCCGGGCAGAGCGGCGUGGUUGCGGACAAGGGGAGUCUGCUCAUCCCCUGGAAGGACCUGUGGGGCCGCCGGCUGAGGAAGUUCCAACAGCGCGACAAGAGGGGAAAGUGCUAAAAGUAGCUGGAGAGGGGAGGAAGAGAGAGAGAGAGAGAGAGAGAGCUUGAGGUAGAGGUGGAGGCAAAAAUAACGCCUCUAUUCUGGGAUGGAUGCAAGGAGGAGGAGAGGAUGGAUGGGUUCAAAAAUAAACUGGAAGAAUAAAAAGAUGGAGAGAGACACAGGGGAAAAGUAGGAGAGACGGGGAAUGACUGAGUGCUGCUGCUCUGAGGUGGAGCGAAGAGAUUAGAUUGUUUUUUAGGGAACUUUUGUGAAGGAGCUCAUUCUACAACUUUCUGUUCGUCUUUCAAGGUUUGUUUUGUAGUGUAAUUGCAGAGUUUGCACCUAAUAUUGCAGAUAUGUCACAUCCUGACUAUUUCACCCCACGACGCCGUUUCCCCUCGUUCGGCUGUUUUGAAGAGCGAUGCGUCCGCUGUGUCACCCAGAGGAUCUUUUUCCUCUGUGUCCAAGAAGAGUCACAGCACGCCACCGCAGGACUCCACUCAUGCAUGAGCCAAACUUUGGAGAAACUUUUUCAGCAGCUGAAAGUGAUAAAAUUGUGAAAUAGCUUGUAACUGUGGUCAGAUUUUACCUGAGGACCCUCGGCUCAUAUAGCUGUUUUCAGACGUGUACUCCGGAGAAUCUCCGCAAAAUGCAGGAGAAGCUCCGCAGCCCCCUCUGGAGAAUGUCCGGAGCUCAGAGCAGCGUCUGAAAGCAGCUUAUAUCCGAGUGUCACCUCGGUGUUGCGGGAACAAAAUGCCAUAUGACGAUCCUCUCCUCAUUCUGUACAAUGAUCUAUUUACAUGCAAGUAUCGAUGUAUCAGCAGUUUGUUGUGGUUGUGACCUCUGCGAUGUAAAGUAACCACAUGUGCAUACAUAGACAUUUUAAGUAGAUGGUGCCGUAGCAUCAACUAGACGUAGAGUAGAACGUGUCAACCAUGCACUUACUUUCACUAGUCAGGACGUUUUAGAACAUAUGAGAUAUGUUCAAGAUUAUUUUUAGCGUGGCGUCCGAAAAAGAAAGGAAUCCCAACCUGUACAGAUAAACACCCAGCUCACGUCACAGCUCAAAUGUGUCACGGCCACGGAGACGUCUCACACAAGAGCAUAAACACGAGUGGAAGGUAACUCUGCUCGUUUCACUGCCAACGUCCGUUACUACUCAUUUGGCUUUUACAGUCACGUGGUGGCAUUUUAAGUUUUGUGUGAGACGUCUCGGAUUUUAAGUCCGACGUCCCAAAAUAUUUGCAGGUGAGCGUUGGUGAAGUCUCACGAAAAUAUCGACCUAUCACAGCAAAUCCUCAAACCACUGACACGCUGCAUGCUCACUAUUUACUGUUGCUGCCUAACAACGAUUGUGAAUUAUGUACACAUUUCAUUUGUAUCCAGUAUUCGGUGUGGUCGGAGAAGAACCUGUGGAGCGAUGGAAUAUCACGUUUUAUCGUGCGAACGUUCGUCACCUCAAAGCGUUGUGUUGACGAUCGGACUUCCGCCAUCAAGACUUGGUACUCGACAAAAAGGCAUGAGCGAAUGUCUACGUGUUAUAUAGCUGUAUAGUAUUACUUUUUGUUGUUGUUAAACAUUAACUAGAUGAUCUCCAUGUGAACUUAACCAGACUCUUUAAAUGCUACAAGCUUAACAAAUGGAAAGACAAAUAAAUGAAUGUCAGAGAAAAAUAAUGUCGUGUUUACCACACACACACACACAC